ACAAAAUUAACGUUACCAUAUUCGUAUAUUAUGAUGCGAAAUUUAGAACCAUACGUGUAUAAGUGUAUAUAUCUAAGGUGCUAUAUGAAGCCUUUUUUUUUUUUCUUUUUCCAUUGUGUGUGUGUGUGUGUGUGUGUGUGUGUGUGUGUGUAUGGACAUAAAGCGAUAUGCGCGGUAUGUCGGGGCACGUGGCUUGGGGGGGAAGCAGGCAGCGCUGAGGAGUAAGGCUAGCCACUCUGCACGUGCCUAGUGUCAUGGGUGUCAUGCACCACCACCUGGCGCUCGGGUGAGGGGAGCAGCGCCUCAGGUAAUCGAUUCAUGAGUAGCGUGCUGGUAGUGGAGGCGGUGGAGGCUCCUCGUCAGUGUCACGCCGCGAGCCAUAUCGGUGAAGUGUGCGUCGUGAGAAGUGACUCACCUCUCCUCGCUCCUGCAGGCUACGUUUAUAACACACUUCGAGAGCCGCGUCAAAACCGCUCUCUCGUUUUGUUACGUCAGGGAAGUGAGACCCCACCGACGCCCUCAUCGACAGUAGGGCACAGCCUGGGGCGCAGAGUUGGUUAAGAAAGUGAGGAAAGUCCAAGGAGUGGUGAUAUUCUCGCCAGUGCCGCUGCCCUCGGCGACAGCAGAACACAGCGUGGGGUGCUGGCCAGGCUGUGGUGACGAGGGACAGAAGCAAAGCAGCGUCCUUGGUAACCUGGACGCGUCGGAGCCUCGUGAACCGUGACCACCAAGCAGGUGUGAGGUUCCGAAAUCGAUAGUAAGUGGACCUGUGGCGUGAUAUCCUGAGGUGCUCAGGUGCCGGGGAGGGUCUGGGUGGGGUGGCGACCAGUGAGUCCCUGCCAUCCCUCCCCCGCCUCCCCGGGAUGGCACCAUCACCAGCACGCCUCCACACCCACACCCCUCCCUCCCUCUGGAACACAAGGCCACGUGGAAAGAAUUCAUGGCACAGUGAUCUUGUCACCCGUGGCCGACCAAGGGGCGUUCCCAGAAUCUUUGGGACGUGGGUGUGGGUGUGGAUCAGCCUAGCCUUGCUCGUGGUUCCCGUGCAUGCCAAGUACAUGGAGGGCUUCCUCAAGACUUCGGAGCAGCGGUGGGCCUUCCUGGCACGGUUCUGCUUCCUCACGCAAGACGGCUCCUUUUCCUUCGAGGUGGAGUACGAUUUGCGCUACGCUCCGCAGCGCCUCCUGCUGUAUUACGACACGCCGGAGCAGUGGCCCGCUGUGUAUGGCUCCCACAAGACUUGCGAGGAGAAGGAAGCUGUAGUGCGACCUGAGAACCACACACGGAUCUACCUGACGAAGCGGUCCUAUAUGGCUGACUGCAGGGUGGAGCGGCUGGAGGGGGACGUCUCGCACUACCACUGCCGAGGGAAGAACCGUUUUAUCAGCGCCAGGGACAGAUGGUGGUUCAUAGCUGCCAGUAACUGUGAAAGUAGUGAGGGUCUGGAGAUGAGAUACAAAUUAACAAUGACCAAUGGAUACUCCUAUUGGUACAAACACUUCUCUGCUGAUGAGUUUUACAUCCUGAGGACCAAUCUGGCGGCGCUGGUGCUGCAGCUCGGCAUUGUAUUCCUCUCCCUCCUCGCCUCGGCGGAGCUCAAGAAGCGGGAUCUACUGCACACGUCCUACCACCUGUACCUGACGGCGGCCCUGACACAGGUUUUCGCCCUCGUCUUCCUCACCGCUCACUACGCGAAAUACGGUUUCAACGGCAUCGGCUAUCCCUUCUGCAGACUUGUGGGGCGGGGACUGCACGCCGCCAGCACGGUGCUCAUGGUGCUGCUGCUGCUGCUGGCCGCCAAGGGUUUCAACAUCACCCGAGGAAGGCUGCGUCAGAACUCCGCCGUGCGCCUCACUGCCUUCAUGUGCAUCUACAGCGUUACCUGUUUGUGUCUCUUUAUCUACGAGCAGCAGGUGUUCGAUCCUGGUGAGGUGCUGUACCUGUACGAGUCACCUGCGGGCUACGGGCUAGUGGCGCUGCGGCUGCUGGCGUGGCUCAUGUUUCUCUACUCGUGCUUCUUCACCGUCAAGCACUAUCCGGAGAAGAGUGGUUUCUACGGGCCCUUCUUUGGCUUCUAUUCCCUCUGGUUCCUGGCGGGACCCGUGGUGAUCCUCAUCAGCAACCACGUGAUCGACAAGUGGGUUCGAGAGAAGGUAGUGAAUGGCGUCGAUUUGUUCAUCACUCUCAUGGGCCAUCUCUUCUUUCUGUUACUAACACGUCCCAGCGCCGCCAACAAAAACUUUCCUUUCCACGUCCGCACAUCACAAGUUCGAGCGCUGGAGCAGUCAACAACAGGCGUGGUGGGCAAUAACACCAUUGACGCCUUCUCCUCCAACCGUUAUGCCCCAGACCUGACCGAACCGCGCACCCACGCUGCGCCCGACCUCUUCCUCGUGUCUGGCGCCGUAGAGAUGGUGCCACUCCCGCCUCCGAAGACUAUUCUACAACAAGACAGCAGUUACCCACACCACGCCCCUGGAAUAGCUGCGCCCCUGAAAGAUAUCAAUCCUGCAGUCCCGCUCAUGAAAGAUAACAACCCCAUCGCCCAACCCCUGAAGGAUACCAUCCCCACCGCCCCUCCCAUGAGCCUCGCGGACACCACACCUCCCUCCUGAAGACCCUCGAUGGAGCCGCCCUCCACCAUCUACCUCGGCCUCUCCACCAAGGGCCUUUACCUCAUCCUACAUGACACUGCGACAGUUUUUGCCCCCUCAUGUGUAUGUAUUGUGUGAAAGCUGUGUAUUUGAUAUACGCAUGCAAUAAAAGUUUUUUUUUUU
Messenger RNA from Scylla paramamosain (green mud crab), 2777 nucleotides. RefSeq names its product transmembrane protein 145-like. Bases 864 to 2615 code for a protein of 583 amino acids. The transcript is spliced from 11 exons. The record is from RefSeq and is a predicted model, not a curated record. Gene Ontology annotation, biological process: G protein-coupled receptor signaling pathway; response to pheromone. NCBI's taxonomy places the organism in Eukaryota, Metazoa, Arthropoda, Malacostraca, Decapoda, Portunidae.